AUGAGGGAAGAGCAACUGAAGCUAAGUAAAGAUACUGAGAAUUCAGAGCUACAGGUUUUGCUCCAAACAACCACUAAUAAUCUUGCUCAGAAGGAAAAAGAAUAUCAAUUGCAAAAGGCAGAGAUUACGAAGUUACAGGAAGAAAAAGAGAAGGCCAAACAGUAUAGAUCAGUUUUAGAGAAGUUAGAAAUAGAGAAAGGACAGCUUGAAAAGAAAGUGUCAGAGAUGAAUACAAAUGUUGCUGAAUCGCAAGCAAAUGCAAACAGUACUGAUUCUUCAUAUCACAAACUUGUUGAAGAAAAAGAAUUAGCUCAAAGUCAAAUUGAUUUUCUUAACUCUGUGAUUGUGGACAUGCAACAGAAAAAUAAUGCUCUAAAAACUCGACUUGAAAUACUAGAAAUGGGUAUUCUACCUAGUGAUGCAAAUGAUCUCAUUGAGGAGGGAAUUACGAAAAGGGUAGUGCCACCCCGAUUAUUCUGUGAUAUAUGCGAUCAGUUUGAUCUUCACGACACAGAAGAUUGUCCUCGUCAGGCCCAAGGGUCACCCACUCCACCAACUUCAAAUAAUAAACACACAGUAGGAUCUCGGGCAAUUACCCAGGACAGACCUUAUUGUGAUAUCUGUGAAACAUUUGGACAUAACACUGAGGACUGUGAUGAUGCAGAAACUUUUUAAGUUCAAGCUGAUUUCUGUGGACACCUUUUUGCAGUUUUAAAUUUAAUGAAUUACUGUAACUAUUACAUGUGACAAUGUUACACAUCUUGCAUUAUAUAUAAUGACCUAUUUUUGUAUGAAAUGUACAUACUGAAAAAUGGUGGUGUAGUUUUAUACACAAUAUCAGGACAGAAUGUAAUUUGAUCACAAAGUUUCUAAAACUAUGUGGAAAUGUGUUGCUUGGCUGUACACAAUUUUUAUGUAUAUCUGACAUUUUCUACUCGUCUAGAAUCUUGAAAUUGCUCUUGUUUAUGAGCAUCAAAACUCCUUUACAUUGUGUACCUGUUCACUUUCUAAUUAACUUGUACUGUACAGAUUCGUUAAUUAUGUAAUUUAUGCAUUAGACUAUAACUUAUUGAAAAUGUACAGUAGUUCCUGUGAUGUAUAUUUAUGUGAAAUGUGAUAGAUUAAAAGUAAAGAUCUUCCAUAUUUAUAUCAUAUGAAGUGUUGACAAAGCAGGGUUUUACAUAAACGUCUGAUAUUAAUAACAAUAAUAAUGGGAAGAAAUGCAAUUUUUUUAAUGCUAAUAAUUAUUGAGAGUAAGAAAACAUAGACCUGAGUUUCCAUUAAUUUAAUGUAAAGAAAUGCAGCUCUAAAAGUUAAAAAUUAUAUUUCAUAAAUUAUUUUACUAAGUCAUGUUAUAAUGUUGCCUUGUUGAAUUUUAGUUUGUUAGUUGUAAUAAAUUAUUGCUAUUUAGUAGUUAAUAUACAUUAAUUAUUUAUGUAGAGCUUUUGUAGGAUAGAAAUAUCACAGGCAUCAGGCUUUAUUGCACAUAGGCCUGAAAAUUUCCUGCUGCCUAGUUUUUAAACUUUUAUGUUGAAUACUUUAUGUCAGGAGACUAUUGUAUAUAACUGAAUUUAAUUUGACCUGCUAUGACUUCUAAAAUUGCAGGAAAGAAGUAUGAUGUUGCUGCUAUAACUCUUCAAUAUAUACGUAUCUGCAUGAAAUGUGUGUUUCAAUUUGUUUAUUUAGUAAACAAUAUAUUUUCUCCUGUUCGACAAUUACAAUAAGGGAAAUGUACAAUUUUUUGAUUUAAAAAUAAAAGGGUUUUUUUGAAAAUGGGA
Gryllus bimaculatus (two-spotted cricket) is the source of this 1778-nucleotide messenger RNA. Lineage: Eukaryota; Metazoa; Arthropoda; Insecta; Orthoptera; Gryllidae. The record is from the annotation of a GenBank genome assembly.